UUGCUUAUCUCUCCCCUCCUCUCUCGUCCACAAGUCAGCUGGGCUAGGAAAUCUAUCCAAACAACUCAAAGAGCUGCUCUCCGACGGGAUGUUUUGAUGCGCGUUGAUGGACUUUAAUGAAUUUGCGACUGUGAAUCCCCUCAACGGCUAUUUGAAGUAUUUCUCGUGCGCCAUUCCGACGAAUGCUGCGCCAAGAGCCGCGCUGCGUAAAGGCAAACAGACUGUGUGGAUACCAGUCGAUACUCGGCGGCGUUUGUGAGCGCGAAAGAAAAGGUCUAAAUGUGAGCAAGUCUCUCGGACUUUAUUUGGAAGGAAGGGUUACAAUAGUGGGACGUAAAAGUUAAAAGAAAAGUUGAAAGAAAGAGAACGUUGUGCUUUCCAUGUGACUGCGCGCUUUCUGCGCAUACAAUCUCUUUUAUUGAUCCAUCUAGUAAAAUUAGAAGGACUUAGAGAGAGAAGAAUCAGUCAAAGCUGCAUUAAAAUCUUUCUGCAACAACCCGUGGCUGUAAAUAACUUGUUGAAUGAGCAGCUGGUCCCUGGAGCGCAUUUAAAUGAUGCUGCAAAAAAACCAAUUGGCAGGAGAUCAAGCUAAGACAUCUGACAGCCACUGACUUAUGAGGAGUGUCACUCCUCUCUGCACAUCACAUCUGACCGUCGGUUGACCCUUUCACCAACGCCCAACACUUGUGAAGAAGCUCCCUUGUUGACACACCUCAUCGGCCGGGCAGAAGUGGCAGCAUUCAAUUACAGAACAACUGAAUGGUGGCUAAUCGUUGCCUGAAGCCGCUCACACAUAAGUAGCAACAUGCUGCCACAGUUCCCAAAUGCCCUGUUGCACCUCUCAAAGUUAAAUUAGAAAAUUCUCAGAAGAUAUUGUCCUGUUUGUGACGAAGCAGCAGCUGUCAAGACAAAAAUAAGAAGUUUCUACAGAAACCAUACACAACGAGACCAGCGAUGCUUUGGCCUGUAUUGUUCACUCUGCAAGCUGUGUGCACCAGUGUGUCACAUGCCAUGCAACAUUACCCGGCGGCCUGGGGACACUAUGACGUGUGCAAGUCCCAGAUCUAUACAGAGGAGGGCCUGGCGUGGGACUACAUGGCCUGUCAGCCAGAAGCCACCGACAUGACAAAGUACCUGCGAGUGGCCCUCGACCCCCCAAAUAUCACGUGUGGAGAUCCGCCUGAAACGUACUGCGCUUUGGAGAAUCCUUAUAUGUGCAACAAUGAAUGUGACUCCGCCACUGAGGAGCUGGCUCAUCCUCCAGAGUUGAUGUUUGACUUUGAGGGCCGCAACCCCACAACGUUUUGGCAGUCCAGCUCAUGGAAGAAAUACCCAAAGCCCCUCCAGGUUAACAUCACACUGUCGUGGAACAAAACCAUCGAGCUGACUGAUGACAUCGUACUGACCUUUGAGUCAGGCCGACCGGAGCAGAUGGUCCUGGAAAAGUCACUCGACUACGGCAGGACCUGGACCCCGUACCAGUUCUAUGCCACCGACUGCCUGGACGCAUUCACCAUGGAACCCAAGACAGCCAACGACCUCACCCAGCGCACCCUGCUGGAUAUCAUCUGCACUGAGGACUACUCCCGAGGCUAUGUGUGGAAGAACGACAAGACGGUACGUUUUGAGAUAAAGGACCGCUUUGCCCUGUUUGCCGGGCCUCGGCUACACAACAUGGCUUCGCUGUACGGCCAGCUGGAUACCACCAAGAACCUGAGGGACUUCUUCACCAUCACUGAUCUGAGGAUUAAGCUGCUGAAGCCAGCCACUGGAGCCACCAUGGUGGAUGAGAAUAACCUCUCCAGAUACUUCUACGCCAUAUCUGACAUCAAAGUGCAGGGCAGGUGCAAGUGUAACCUGCAUGCCAACAGCUGUGUGUUUGACAAGGGGAAGCUGGGCUGUGAGUGUGAACACAACACCACAGGGCCAGACUGCAGCCGCUGUAAGAGGCACUACCACGGAAGAGCCUGGAGUGUGGGCUCCUACCUCCCUAUACCCAAAGGAACGGCAAAUAUAUGUAUCCCCAGUAAUCAUGGACCAGUGCAUCGAGCAAAUGCUUCAUCUCUUGGUGUUGCAAAUCGUAACCAAGCUCGGGUGUGUGACAACGCGAUGCUGCGCUGUCAGAACGGUGGCUCUUGCCACCACCAUCAGCGUUGCCACUGUUCCCCUGGCUUCACGGGCGUCCUGUGCGAGAGAGCUCGCUGCCAGGGCCCCGGGGAGUGUGAUGACCAAUUGUCUGGACGGGCCUCCCUCCAUCAUCCCCCCAUCCGCCGCCGGCUCGCUCUCACCCUUGUCGUGCUCCCACUAUUGAUUGUUUCCCUUUGCUGAGAGACCCGAAUGGCCUCCCAUCCUCAACCAAAACCCUAAGACGUAUGUUGAGACUGAACUCUCAACCAUAAGGACAUGAAGGACAAACGAUGUGUGGACAAUAUGCUCAGCAUACAAUAUAAGGAAAUCUUUUGUAUAUCCAAGGCCACAGUGGUGGAAGACUUAUUAGUGCAACAGAUUACGCACUGAUCGGUUAUACUGAAUGUUAAAUGGAUUUUUGAGAGGCUUGGUGAAGUCACUGCUGUCUUAUAGUGUCACAAAGGAAGCGGUUGGAGCCCUCCCUUUGUGAUUAUGUCAUUGGCUGACACUUCAUUAACGGCAGACUGGAGACUCGGAUAGAGCUACCAACACUGAGAGCAAACUGUACAAAGCUAGACACAUGAUUUCUAAGUAUCAUCUGAACUUAUUAAAAAAUAAUAAUGUAAACGGGGGACAUCUUAAAACAUCUUGCCUCACUGCCUCCUUCCUUACUUGCCACCUUCUCCUCUCCUUUCCUCACUCUUCCCUCUGUCCUUCACCUUCUCCCUGUGCUUUGGUGACUCUGGUGAUUUUACUUUGCUGAAAGGGUGUCUGUUGUUUUGCCAAAUGCUGCACAUGUAUUAUUAUCAAGCCCCUUGACAAGAACCAAUCUAAUACUUUUUUUCUUUUUCUUUCUCAGAGGCUUUGUAGUCACGCUUGCGCUCACAAGUUGUAACAUACUGUAACUGUAUUUAAUUUUUGUAUAAAACAGAUAUUUUCAUGACUAAGCAAAACGAAAAGAUGUAUUACUUGUUUUCUAUUGCUGCCGACCUGUCCUAGAUGUGGACUAUGAGUGCACAAACAGUUUGGUUGUAUCAUUUCUUUGCUUCUGUGGCACAUGGUUCUCUUCAUUUGAGAGCUGCUGUCAAAACUAUGUUUACAGUACACACUUACACAAUACACUUCCACCAAAGGGAAAAUGUCUUUGUCUUGUUGUUGAACAGUAGUCAUUUUAUUAGGUAGUAACAUUUGAGAACAGAUGUGUGGAGUGAAACAGUGUAUUGUUUGUAGAUACGUACAAGCCGAUGACCAUAGCUGAAUGUCAAUUUAAAGGAUUUUUGAAAGCUAUCAAUACCAAUCGUUGACCUAUUCACUGAAGCAACAGUUGCUGAUGGCAAUAGAUCAGUCAACACAUUAAUUCCUAGUUAUAUGACUACAGUUGUUUUUUUUCUAACGUGUUGUAACCAUCCUUGUUGUGCUCAUGAAACAUGGGAGAAUCAGAAGAAUCUCAAGCCGAAAUCCCAUCUGCUUUAUGUAAAUUUAACAAGAAGACUUGAAAAAAAAAAAAAAAAAAGGAGAUUGCACGGCUGUCGCAGAGGUUGUCCAGCUCAAAUCUGUAAUCAAAUCUAAUCCUUGAAUCAAAUGGAAAGAGGGGAAGGUUUUCUGAGCUGGUACGGUUGAAAGCCUGCAUCCUGCUGCGGGAGCCUCCGUGAAGUGACACGUACAGGAAAUGAGCUUUAACUCAUGAAGGGUCAAUGAAUCGAAAUGAAGUCGCUUCCCACUGGGUGACAUACUGAUCACAGAGACCAAUUUCAUUUGAGAGAUUCCUUUUCUUACCAAGGUUGUCAUCAAACACCUAAUUGUGUUAGAGUCUACUGUAAGUGCCUCUCAUUAAAUGACACUGUCUGUGAAAA
This is a messenger RNA of Anarrhichthys ocellatus (wolf-eel), 3980 nucleotides long. RefSeq names its product netrin-G1-like. Gene Ontology annotation, biological process: tissue development; axonogenesis; animal organ morphogenesis. The transcript has 7 exons. Bases 955 to 2328 code for a protein of 457 amino acids. NCBI's taxonomy places the organism in Eukaryota, Metazoa, Chordata, Actinopteri, Perciformes, Anarhichadidae. The record is from RefSeq and is a predicted model, not a curated record.